Apis dorsata (giant honeybee) is the source of this 5766-nucleotide messenger RNA. RefSeq names its product high-affinity choline transporter 1-like. The coding region runs from base 531 to 3275 and encodes 914 amino acids. Gene Ontology annotation, molecular function: choline:sodium symporter activity. Gene Ontology annotation, cellular component: plasma membrane. Gene Ontology annotation, biological process: acetylcholine biosynthetic process; choline transport; transmembrane transport. NCBI's taxonomy places the organism in Eukaryota, Metazoa, Arthropoda, Insecta, Hymenoptera, Apidae. The transcript has 15 exons. The record is from RefSeq and is a predicted model, not a curated record.
CCGUCCUCGUUAAAAGCGUCCGCGUGUCGCGCUUCGGCCAUCACCCCGAUCUUCCAGCUCCUGCCUUCCAACCGUCACGCGUCUUCGCUUCCUUCUUCCACCCUUUCUCUCGACCCUCGCCGAUUAAAUCUUUCCUCAUCGUUAUUUUUUUGAUCGUAGUUUAUUCUUGUAAAAAAAAAAAAAAAAGAAAGGAAUCGAGCUUGCUGGUUUCUCUCUGGAGAAUCCAAGAUUACUGGUCGGGAAUAUCCAGUCGGAAAUCGAAGCAGCAUGGGGAUUCUCACGUGAGAGGCGUGUUCCGGGGCUAGUGGGUCCACAAAGGAGAAGGAGAAGAAGAAGAAGGAGGAGGAGAGAGAGCGAGAAAAAUCAAGAAGGAAGAAAGGAGCGAGGGGGAGAGGGGGGAAGAGAGGGAGCGACUCACGAACGAAUUAAUAAUGCCGCGCGAGAGGGGCGCGGAGGAGGAACGGCUGAACUUUACUCGCAGGGGAUCCCGCAAUUAUCCCGGAAGAAGAGAGAAGUGAAAGGGUGCAGCGAUGGGGGUGUACGUGAUAGGUUUGGUCGGUGUGAUCGCGUUUUAUGUGGCGGUGUUGGGUGUCGGUAUUUGGGCGGCCGCAGUGAAGAAGAAAAAAUCCCGCCACGGCCAUGACGCUUUGAUACUGGCUAACCGUGGCUUAGGUCCGAUUCUUGGUGUCUUCACUUUGAUCGCCACGUGGGUCGGUGGCGCCUACAUAAACGGGACCGCUGAAUUGAUGUUUACCAAAGGAUUGGCCUGGUGUCAAGUGCCCUUCGGUUACAGCCUCAGUCUACUGUUCGGUGCGGUGUUAUUCGUACGGCCAAUGAGAAAAGCGGAACACGUGACCAUGCUGGAUCCUUUUCAAGAGAGAUACGGUGCCGGUGUUGGGGGGCUCUUGUUCCUCCCUGCCCUCUUCAGCGAUUUGUUCUGGUGUGGCGGGGUGUUGAGAGCUUUGGGAAGCUCGUUGGCAGUGGUUGCUGGCGUAAAUCCGGACAUCAGCAUAGUCGCCUCUGCCCUCUUGGCAGCCGUAUACACCGUGUUCGGUGGACUUUACUCCGUCGCGUGCACCGAUGCGUUGCAGCUGGCAUGCAUCGUGAUCGGGUUGGGAUUGGCUGCGCCAUUUUCCGUUCUCCACCCCGCCGUCAACUUCGAGAAAAAUCUAACGCCGCACGAAUGGCUUGGGGAGAUUAAGAACGAGGAUCUUGGCGAGUGGGUGGAUUGCAUGCUGUUGUUGGUAUUUGGCGGUAUACCUUGGCAGGGCUACUUUCAAAGGAUCCUAAGUAUGCGAAGCACAUCGAUGGCGACCGCUUUGUCAAUAACAUCGAUGUUCGGUUGCAUGAUCCUCGCGUUUCCAUCAGCUCUAAUUGGCGUGGUGGCACGUGCCACCGAUUGGUCAACCGUGCAGGGAUUUAACAAAAGUAUAAUAGCGCACGAAGCGAAUGCAGCAUUACCGAUCGUUCUCCGAUACUUGACACCGCAGUGGGUCUCCUUUGUCGGUCUGGGCGCUAUUUCCGCGGCAGUAAUGUCUUCGGCGGAUUCAAGUAUAUUGGCCAGCAGUUCCAUGUUCUCCAGAAAUGUCUACAGACUGACACUAAGGCCGAAGGCAUCCGAAAGGGAACUGAAUUGGAUACUCCGAAUAUCCGUGCUUGUGAUCACAGCCUUGUCGACUGUAAUAGCGCUCACGGUGGACAGUGUUUAUUAUCUGUCGUAUUUGGNUUCUGAUCUUGUUUACGUGGUGCUCUUCCCUCAAUUGUUAACUGUUGUCCAUUGGCCCUCUUUGGUUGACACGUAUGGAUGUCUGGCUGGUUACUUCGUGGCUGUUGUUUUACGUCUUUGCGGCGGAGAAAAAGGAUUGGGUGUGCCGGCACUGAUCGAAUACCCAUUUUAUGACGUAGAAACGCAAUCACAAAAAUUCCCAUUCCGCACUGGGGCCAUGCUAGUGGCUCUGUGCACCCAACUCGUGACGAGUUUCUUCACGAGAAAUCUUCUAGGGAAAGGUUACUUUCCUCGAUGUUGCGACGUUCUUAGCGUCUAUUCACCCGGGAAAUCGAAGGACCAAUCGGGAGUUGUACAGAGCAGCUCGGGCGCAGCUCUCAUGGACACUUCUUCCGUCAAUAAAUCUACCUCAGGAAUAGAUUCUUGCGAUGGGAUCGGGCCUGGAAGCUACGACGACGACCGCACCACAACUAACUCCGUCGAAGAUGUGACCGAUCAAAGGGACAACGGGACCAUAACCGGCGACCUAUACGAGAAAGAAACCCCGAAAAAGCAUAUAAACAGCAUUGGAACGGCAGCCCAAAAGGCGAACCAAAGCCUGCAACACCUUCAAACAUUGAGAAAUUCCAUUCACGCGAGCUCGAUCAGCGGCAGACACACCCCGACCCCCAAUCAAUAUGCCCCUAUACAAAGCAACGAGGUCUCGAGAGGUCAAAUAUUAGGCGUACGAAAUCUAAGAGGUUCGAUGGGCCAGAUGUUGUUGCCAGCGGAUCGUCCACCAAUCAUAGCCCCGUGCAACAACCCGGCCAUGGUCAAUGUUCCAGCCAAUUCGACUAUGACCACUCCUAUCACGCCGGAUGCUCAUUACGCUAAAAUCGAGGAUCCUGUAUCCUUGGUGAAUGACAAAACAAGGGAAAACGAGAGGCACAGUGUCGUGGACAGGGGGACCACGGAAUUUCAAACUGUCCCGGACAACAUGUUAACCACGAUUAACGUUAAGAAAAAUGUGAAAGGCGUGAAACUGGUUGGUAUGGAAGGUGGCACAUUGAGGAGGCCAUCGUUGCAGGGCACGUUCUCACCGACACCGUCGGUCGAACUUGUCCACAUAUUGGACAGAAGGCAGAGCAGCGGUUCUUACGGGCCUGGCUCCCUUUCCCCCGUUCCUAUGGGAGUGGAGGCGUGCAAAACCCAUGGAACGGCGUUGGAGGGACAGGGUGGGAAUGAACAUUGCAGGAUUAAAAGGGGCAUCGUCAGGCAUCACAGUUUGCGCAGCUUCAACGAUACGGGAGACCGUGCACUGACCACACUUGCCAGGCAACCGACCUAUCCAUCCAUGCCACUGCGUUCCGAGGAUUGCCGCAUGACACUGGUUAAGAAGGACAGAAGAACGUCGACGAUCGCACGACACGGUUCCAUGACGAACGAGAAAGAGUUGAGCGGUUGUAUGACCGGGCUCGUAGUGUGCAGCCCCACUUACAACAUGUAUAGCUCGGCUGUGAAAAAUUCCAAUUACUUUGUGACCGACGACGAGGCGGUCAGCAGGUUUUAGAAAGUUGUAAGCAAAGGAAGGACCAAGGAAAGACGAGAGGACAAUCGAAUUAUCGCCCCCAAAAAUCGAGUCGCGAGAAAGAUAUGCCCGAUCGUGUCUUUUUUUAUCUAUACGAUCCUAUAUAUUUUUCUCCAAUGGUCGUACAACUUUACCACUGCCCAACUUUUACGACUUUUCUUAUUUACUAGGGAGUUUAUUAUCUAAGUUUUUUUUUACUAAUUCAUAAUUUUUUUAAGAUUGUACGCAAAUUUAUUCGCAAGGAAUUUGAAUUUUUACGUCGUUCCGUUUGCGGUAUUGCGAAGACAAGUUGACCCGAUGAGAAUCUGUGUAAAAUUAGUGACGAGAAGAGAAAAUUGGAAAUAACGAAGAUUUGAAGAGUUUAAUUGUUGUGUUACGUCGUGAUACGAUAUCUAUAACCGAGCCACUUGAUUUGUUAAAGAUUCGAAGAGAUUUGGAAACGCAAUUUAACGACGAUCUUUCGUGUACAUAACCUCAAAUAUUGUUGGGGUUACGUCGUUUUAAUUACGAAUUAUUUGAAAACCGCAAACGGUCCGUCCAUAACUUUCGUUUUCGCUUCUUUCGAAAGAAUCAUUUGUUUUCGGCCAAAUUGACGAUGGAAUUAUAUCCUUAAAGCUCAUCUUUAGAGAAAUUAAGAUAACGAUAAGGUUUUACAUAGAUAGCGAACGGUCAGAAAACGAUCGUAGAUAUUAGAUAUAAACGAGACAAGUUUCGGUCGGAGCGACUAAUAUUUCACUCGUGGAGCCGAAAAGUCAUUACAUUUUAUCAGAUUUAUUGGAUGAAUCGUGGAAACAGCCGAAUUUUUCGAUCUCGUAUUUACACGUGAACAUCCCAUUGAAAAAUUGCGAGCUUUUUCAACUCAUCUUUAUUCACCUGUUUCAAGGUUGUUCCACUUUCAUCCAAUAAAUUUUCUUACUCUUCGUAUUUUAAUGUGGAAAUUUCCGAGGAAGAAAAAAAUCAAUCGAAAGAUUCAUACCGCGAUUCACUUGUUGCCAUUUCUUUCUCUACCAAAAGUAAAGGACUACAAUUGAAAUUUUGGAAAUAUCUUGCGCGAUUCAUGAUAUUUUUCUCGACUUGAAAUCAAGUAUCUAAAAAAAUGAAUUUCACAAAUGUGAUCGAUAAUUUUAAUUCCGAUAAUUAAAUAUUAACACACAAAUUAGCGUUGGAUGAAACGAGAGAAAGAGAGACAGAAAUUAAGAACGUACAUUUUUCCCGAAAAAAAAUUCUAGUCAUUAUAGUGAUUUUCUAGUGAUUUUCUAGUCCGUUGAAUUCCCUUUCUCAGACUGAUUCUAUCCAGAGGACCGAAAUAACCGAUAAACGGUUUUUCAGAAAGUAACUAAUUUUUCUUUUUGUACAAAAGAAAAUCCAAGAGCGAACAAGUGAUCAUCUCUUUUGCGUGAUUGUGUAGAUAGAGCGAUUGAUAUUAAAUCAAGGAUCUUCGAUCAGUUCGCGUGUAUGAAAGCGGGGGGAAAAGAGAAGAGAAAAGAAAAAAGAAAAAAAAAAGAGGGAAAUCUUUGAAAAACACAAUUAUGUAUUUAGAUAAUUAUGUACGAGAUACGUAGCUUUAGUCGAGUUUUAGCUGUGACACAGUGAGAGAAUUGGUGUAACGCCGCUCCGCCAUUUCUAAUGUCCAGAAAAAGUAAAGGAGCGAGAAGUGAGGGAUAGUUGAAGAAAAAUAGAAGCAGCAGCAUGAGCUUCGCUACUCGAAGCCAUUCUUCAAUUUCGUUUCCAGCACGAAGAAAAAUUUCAAAAUUGAACAGAACUCGGAAUACAUUUUUAUUUUUUAUUUUUUAUUUUUUUUAUAAACAUCUUUCUCUCACUUGAAUCUCUAUAAUUUCAAAACUAUAAGGAUUUUUUGUAAAUUUAUAUUCUCUCGGAUUGUGUGAUGUUUUUCAUUCUUGAAUUUGCUUAAUCAUUUGUUAAAAAUUCAUUGUUACGUUCUCGGGAAAAGAAAAGGAGAAGGGACAAGUGUUAUUUUCCUUCGAGCCGGAAACGAGUCAGGUAGGUGGAAGAGAAAAGGGAUGUGAAGAGUUUCGUCGCUCAACCUACUUUUUCGUACUCGUGAGGGAAGAUUAAGCUGCUGGAUAUAGAACGUCCAAUGUAUUACGUGCGUAAAUUUAUGAUAUUCCGAUUGAUGAAGAAUAACGAUAUUUUUCCACCGAUUAUACAUCUAGUCUUGUAGGAUUAAUAAACCGUAAACUGUAGCUGUACGAUGUACACACACGUGCGCGCAUGCGCGCGCAUACAUACACACACACAUAUACAUGGAGGUUUCUCUCACGUGUCAACCGAUGUAACGAUAGCGAGAAAACUUACUGUUAUAUACGAAACCUCCAUUGGCUCAAUACCAUAUGUGGCAAAAAAAAAAAAAAGAAAAAAAAAAUUUUUUCGUAGAGUAAACCCAUUCGAUCUUUCGCACGGAAUCGUGUGAUAUUAUUAUCAUUGGUAUUUUUCUUAAAAAGAAAAAAAAAAA